AUGGUCACCGACUUUCCCCCUGAUUAUCUCCAAGUGGUGGGCUUCGUUAUCUUGGCCACUUCCUCUUCUGGAGUCUGCUCCCUCGCCUCUCGCAGCUGCCAGCCCUUCCGGGACACUCCUCUGUCGUGGCCCGCCGCCGCACUCAAACCCCCGGCCCAGCAACCCGCGCGGGAGGGCUGCCGCCCCGGCUGGGUAUUUCCUCUUCCCUCGAUGAGGCCGGGGCGGUAGGAGGAGGAAGGGGCCGGGAGCACUCCAGCGCGGCGGGCGGCCUCGCAGCGGCUGUCGCUGCGGCAGGGGCGGAGCAGAGCGGGAGGCGGCGCCAGCAGUCGGCCGGGCCCAGAGUCACCGUGUCACGACGCCCGGGAAGCCGCUGCCGCUGGAUCCGCCCCCCGCAGGGCGAGAGGGGAAGAGGGGAGGCCGGCUCCUUGCCUUCUCAUAUAUUUUUGCCCCCUUCCCGGCCUUGCUCCUAGCCCCUGUUCUUUCCCAGUAGGUUUCCGUGCGUGCCGCGGCGACAGGGGACCAGGCCGCAGCGGCGCCCGAGGAGGCCGCGGGAGCCCCGAGACAGGCCUGGGCCACCGCCUCUGGACUAGGAUGUCCCGACAUGAAGGUGUCAGCUGUGAUGCAUGUUUAAAAGGAAAUUUUCGAGGUCGCCGAUACAAGUGUUUAAUUUGCUACGAUUACGAUCUGUGUGCAACUUGUUAUGAAAGUGGUGCAACAACAACGAGGCAUACAACUGAUCACCCAAUGCAGUGCAUAUUAACAAGAGUAGAUUUUGAUUUGUACUAUGGUGGAGAAGCUUUCUCUGUAGAGCAGCCACAGUCUUUCACUUGUCCUUAUUGUGGGAAAAUGGGUUAUACAGAAACAUCUCUUCAAGAACACGUUACUUCUGAGCAUGCAGAAACAUCAACAGAAGUGAUUUGUCCAAUAUGUGCAGCAUUGCCUGGAGGGGAUCCAAAUCACGUCACAGAUGAUUUUGCAGCUCAUCUUACACUGGAACACAGAGCUCCUAGAGAUUUAGAUGAAUCCAGUGGUGUUCGGCAUGUACGUAGGAUGUUCCACCCAGGCCGGGGUCUGGGAGGCCCACGCGCACGUAGAUCAAACAUGCACUUUACUAGCAGUUCCCCUGCUGGUCUUUCGUCUUCUCAGAGUUCGUAUUCUCCAAGCAAUAGAGAAGCCAUGGAUCCUAUAGCUGAGCUUUUAUCUCAGCUAUCAGGCGUGAGGCGUUCUGCAGGAGGACAGCUGAACUCCUCGGGCCCUUCUGCUUCUCAGUUACAGCAGCUGCAGAUGCAACUGCAGUUGGAACGACAACAUGCACAAGCGGCAAGACAACAACUGGAGACUGCGCGCAAUGCAACUAGACGUACUAACACGAUCAAUAUCAACACCACUAUGACACAAUCUACAACAACCACCAACACAUCUAACACAGAAAACAGUCAGCAGACUGUCCAGAACUCCCAGUUUCUUCUUACAAGGUUGAAUGACCCGAAGAUGUCGGAAGCAGAGCGUCAGUCGAUGGAAAGUGAACGGGCAGACUGCAGUCUGUUUGUUCAGGAGCUUCUACUGUCCACUUUGAUGCGGGAAGAAAGUUCUUCCUCAGAUGAGGAUGAGCGGGGGGAGAUUGCAGAUUUUGGUGCUAUGGGCUGUGUAGAUAUUAUGCCUCUAGAUGUUGCUUUAGAAAACCUAAACUUAAAAGAGAGUAAUAAAGGAAAUGAGCCUCCUCCACCUCCUCUUUGAUGACAUCCCACUUUGCAGACAGUGUCCUCUGUGCUGUAUUUGCCAAUGAAAGUGGACAACAACUAUCUUGGGUUUGUUUUGGUGAUUGUAAUUUCAGGUCUGUCACUCUUGUUACAUUGUGUACAUUCAAAAGAAAGAGAGAAAAGAUAUAUAUGAUAAUCAUUUCCACUUAACUAAUUUUUACUUUAAGCAGGUAAAUGUAGGUUGCAGUGCAGAGCAAAAAGCUCUGUGUCCUGUACCUUGACAUGCAAAAGGCUCUCUUAAUACUCCACAUUCAAACUGAAGAGGAAACAAAAAAUGAAAAAUCUCUAAUGAAGCUGCUGUGUGUAUUUAUGAAUAUUAAUGAAUAAAAACUGCUUGGAUGGUUUACCUUAACUACUGCAUGACGUUUUUUGCAGCGUGCAUGAAUUAUUAGUGACCUUGUCUUUGGAAAAAAAAUUAAAUGCAAAGAGUAAAAUUAUAAGAGACGAAGCUUUCCCAUUACUCAGAGGUUACGUUGAGAGAAACAUUACUUUCUGGCCACAAAUUGCUUGUCAGCACUAGCUUUCAAAUACUGUGUGACAGAAUGACGCCUUUGAGCUGUCCUUGCACAGGAUGGAUCUGCUGUGGUGACCAGGGGGCGGCCUUUUGCUGUAUGUGACCUUAAUAUCGCCCUGCUAGCCAUCACCUCGGUGUGGCGCUGAACUUCAUGUUAUGCGUCUGUAGGAGACACAACAGUAAGGCCAGGGCUGGAAUUACUGAAGGGGGCUUUUGUGUGCCCUGAAGUCAAACGGUG
Dryobates pubescens (Downy woodpecker) is the source of this 2512-nucleotide messenger RNA. RefSeq names its product E3 ubiquitin-protein ligase KCMF1. NCBI's taxonomy places the organism in Eukaryota, Metazoa, Chordata, Aves, Piciformes, Picidae. Gene Ontology annotation, molecular function: zinc ion binding. The record is from RefSeq and is a predicted model, not a curated record. Gene Ontology annotation, biological process: synaptic signaling. Gene Ontology annotation, cellular component: plasma membrane.